Messenger RNA from Rana temporaria (common frog), 1497 nucleotides. RefSeq names its product zinc-binding protein A33-like. The coding region runs from base 1 to 1497 and encodes 498 amino acids. The record is from RefSeq and is a predicted model, not a curated record. The transcript has a single exon. Lineage: Eukaryota; Metazoa; Chordata; Amphibia; Anura; Ranidae. Gene Ontology annotation, molecular function: zinc ion binding; protein binding.
AUGGCAGCAGCAGCUAUCCAGCAGGAGCUGAAAUGCUGUAUCUGCCUCAAUAUCUACUCUGAGCCCACCACUUUGCCCUGUGGACAUACACACUGCAAGCAAUGCAUCCUGCAGACUUUGCAGACGAGCGGUCAAAGGUCCUGUCCAGAAUGCAGAAAAUCGUUGCCCCAUGGAAUGGAUCUCAACAGAAACACAAAGAUGUGCAGCAUCAUAGAGUACCUGAACUCUACAAAAUCACAGCGCCAAGGUGGGUGCUCCUACUGUGACGGGACCCCCGAAAAGCUGUGCCUAGAUUGCGAGACGCCACUUUGUUGUGACCACCUCAAGAAACACAAAGCAGGACAUGUUCUCACUGACGUCAGCACCCCGCUCCAGAGCAGAAAGUGUCCCGUCCACCAGGAACUCCUUAAAUAUUACUGUAUGGAGGAGGGCUUCAGCAUCUGCGCAUCCUGCGGUGUCACUGGAGACCAUAAACAUCACAAAAUUGUGCCGCUUAGUGACCUCUCCGAUAAGGAAAAGUCUGCCCUUAAAAUGCUAGAAGAUCUUCUAAUUAGGAAGCAGGCUGAAAAAAAGGAAAAGGUCGCCCAUGUAAAGCGCCACAAGGAGAAAAUUGCUUCAAACAUUGGAAUCAUGAGACGCUUAGUGACUGGGGUGAUUGGGGAGAUGAAGAAAGAUUUGGAAUCUAUGGAGCGUCAAAUUUUGUGCCAAAUCAAAACGCAAGAGGACCAGGUGUGUUCCCAGCUAUCUCAAGCUAUGAAAUCAUUGGAAGGCCAAAUACUGGAAAUCAACAACCGGAUACAAGAAAUCCAGAAUCUGUACAACACCUCCGAUCCACUUACCCUGUUAGAGAAAAAAGCUCGGAACGCCAAUCAAGUAAAAUCUAUAAUAAAUGUAAAAGAUGACUUUCAUGUAGACAAUCUGGAUGGCGAGACGAUCUUGAUUAUGUUACAGUCCAGCAUUCACAGGUUCACAAGGAGCUUACCAAUCCUGUUAAAGAAUUGUGGAAUACCUAUUGAAGAUGCCACCUCCAGAAUGCUUCCAUUAAAUCAAAUCACCAAAAAUGUUCCCCCGUUCUUAGUACUCACCUUGGAUGGUCAGAAUGUUGACAGUCCUCGAUUCGCUUUCAGCGCAUUAGGCUUAUCGUCAGGUCAACAUUACUGGGAGGUGGAAACCAGGGAGAAACCUCGCUGGGCUGUUGGAGUGUCUUAUGAUAAAGACCCUAGAGCGAUGGGAUAUGCUGCAGAUUACUGGUGCUUGCAGCUGACCGAUGACAUGCAAUACAAAGCUGUACAUAACAGCCAGGAAAUGAUUGUUGCGACCAAUGCCCCCGUAAACACGCUUGGGGUGUAUUUGGAAUAUGAAACAGGAAUCGUGUCUUUUUACCAGGUAUCCAACAACUGUGUGAGAUGUCUCUGCUCACUGAAUGGCAAAUUCAUCCAACCCUUGCACAUUUUCAUGUAUGCAGAGCAUGGUGGCUGGAUAAGAAUUAUGAAAUAA